AUGCAAAACGGCAGCCCGAAUGGCAUUUCACAACAAGAUGAACGCGUGACCCCCGAAAUAGAACCUGUCCCUUCCGAACUGUCUGCGUCCCAUACAUUCGUUGAUCCUGUGAACCGCGACCCGAUCCUUGCGGAGGUCAAAGAAGACGAGGCCACAACCGAUACUACGGAAGGACCUCCAUCAAAGAAGCGGAAGCUUGCAGGAUCGGCCACUUCCCGUCGCUCGAGCUCAAGGCCGGCAUCGCCUCCCUGGAAGAAAGCUGGCGUUGAUGGACCAACAUCCUUCAUUCAGGAUGGCAGACGCAAGUCUUCCAGAGUCAAUGCGCUACCCCUCGAGUUGCAACCUCCUUCAGACAAAAGGCAUACACGAGCAGCACAGAAGCAGUCAGUAGGUAGGAAUGUUCUGGGUGGUGGAAAGGCCGUUGCGUCGUCGCCGUCAGCGUUUAUGACUCCAUCACGCCCCGACAGCAAUGGAAAGCCUGCUAGCGGCACAGCAGCAGUCAACGGAUCUCCUAGAGGCCUGUCAAUAAGAGGGAUAGCCGCAGGCCAACAACGUGUUUCACAGUCUCCGGUUUCCAAGGAAACUAAUGCACGGACGAGGUCUCGAGGCUCUGGCACUUCAACAGCCUUCCUUCGAACUUCCAGCGUAGCUCUUAACAGUUCUUCUGCUCUGGCAACAAGUGGAACGAGUGAUUCUCGAAAAGGGGUCAAAGAUAUUGACCUUGAUGAUGGAGAUGGGGGGCUACGAAUACCUAGGCUGCGAAUCAAAGUUAAAAGGCCAUCUAUCAACAUCCAACACCCUUCCCACGUCUUAAACCCUCGGAAGUAUGGCUCAUUCAAACAAUGGCUUGAGAGUGAGGAGGGUAGGGUACGAGACGAUGCAGUUAUCACGCCAUCGGAGGCGCUCGAGGAGGCGAGGAGGAGGUGUCGAAUUGCUACAGCAAUCGAGCCUGGCGGUCUUCUUAGCCCAGAUGUAUGUUCUGCUUACCUACCAGAGCAGCAAGACGAACCACUUCCCCAAUACUCGCAUCAGGACUAUCUUGUGGCACACGCGUUGUAUUUCAAGAAACUUCUUGACCAAGAACACAAACGCCAUCGCCACACGGCAAGGCUUUUCGCUCAAUGGUGCGCUGAUGCAUGGAAGAAACGCAACAAGGAUCCAGAGGACAUACUUCGGGAACAGCAAGAGGAGAUGCGUGGGAAGCGCAAACAGUUAGCCAAGGACCUCCAGAAGAUGUUCGACCUGGCUCGCGCAGACGUAGAUAGGAUGCGCCUGGCACGCUGGGAGGAGGAACGAAAAGCAGAAGACCAGCAAGCUUUGGACCGUGCAAUAAAACAGUCCACUAUGCUCUUUGAGAGAAGACGAAUGGAGAUCCUUGGAGAAACGGGAAGUGAUGCACUAGAAUCUAGCGAUGAGGAAGGAGGUGAAACGGACGAUACAUCUGAUGAUGGCUCAGAUAAUGAAAGCAAUAUGUCAUCUACGGAGUCUGGAAGCGAAGAUGAUAAUGCUAUCGAUGACGAUGAGGGUCUAACAGCAGACGAACUCCGAUCGAAGUACGCCAACCUUUCUUCACUAAAGGAUGAUUCGGAUCACAGGUCCCAGGCUUCCGAUGACACGGCUUCGUCGAGACAUACCGAUAUCUCACAGGUUGGUCGCCUCGCAGAUAAUGUUGGGGAUGCCAACUUACCUUUGGCGGAGCUGCCACCAGAGAAAGUUCAACUCGAGGAUGUUGAUCCAGUGCUCAUGGAUGACAGCGACGAAGCGUCUACAGAUAUGGAUGAUGAUAUGGGCGAAAGCGAAGAGGACGAGGAUUCCAAUGGCUCAAACUCUGAUGAGGAAAGUGAUGAUGGGCCAGGGUUGCUGGGAUUCUUUUCUGCGAAAGACUCCCCUUAUAAUAACAACGAUCCUCAGGCUGAUGAUGAGAAUUCUGAUGAUGACGUUGUAGGCGAUGGCACCAAUGCGAAGAUCGUAUCCGAAGAAGAGGACCUGGAAGACACAGACGAAGUGUCCCUGGUUCCUAAUGGACCAGCACAGUUAGACUCGACACCCCCUGAUGCUGCUAAUGACUAUACUAUGGUCGACAACGUUUCCACUGGAACCAAGGGUACAGAUGUUGAACCCAGCGAAUCGCCUGCUCCAGGGUUGAAGACACCCAUUCCACAUCUACUUCGAGGAACCCUGCGAGAAUACCAACAUUUUGGGCUGGACUGGCUUGCUGGUCUAUAUACGAAUCACAUUAAUGGUAUCCUAGCUGAUGAAAUGGGUCUUGGCAAGACUAUCCAGACUAUCGCUUUGCUAGCACAUCUAGCCGUGGAACACGAAGUAUGGGGACCACACCUUGUUGUUGUGCCUACAAGCGUGAUCCUUAACUGGGAAAUGGAGUUCAAGAAAUGGUGUCCGGGUUUCAAAAUUAUGACUUACUACGGUAACCAAGAGGAGCGGCGACAGAAACGUAGGGGCUGGAUGGAUGACACGAGCUGGAAUGUUCUAAUCACUUCGUAUCAAUUAGUCUUGCAAGAUCAGCAGGUUCUCAAAAGAAGAAACUGGCAUUAUAUGAUUCUGGAUGAAGCGCAUAACAUCAAGAACUUUCGCUCGCAGAGGUGGCAGGCAUUGCUAACGUUCAGGACACGGGCACGACUUUUACUUACUGGUACACCGCUCCAAAAUAACCUGACAGAACUUUGGUCGCUCCUGUUUUUCUUGAUGCCUUCUGAUGGCGAUGAGACAGGCAUUGAGGGAUUCGCAGAUCUCAGGAAUUUCUCCGAGUGGUUUCGACGCCCGGUGGAGCAAAUUCUCGAACACGGCCGAGAGACGAUGGACGAUGAAGCAAAGCAGGUCGUUACCAAACUUCAUACUGUUUUGAGGCCUUAUAUAUUACGCCGUCUUAAAGCAGAUGUCGAGAAGCAGAUGCCGGCAAAAUAUGAACAUGUCAUUUAUUGCAGGCUCUCGAAGCGGCAACGGUUUCUCUAUGAUGGUUUUAUGUCCAGGGCACAGACUAAGGAGACUCUCGCUUCCGGGAACUAUCUGUCUAUCAUUAAUUGUUUAAUGCAGCUACGGAAAGUCUGCAACCAUCCAGAUCUGUUCGAAACUCGGCCGAUAUCCACAUCCUUCGCGAUGUCACGCUCUGUAGCUACCGAAUUUGAGACCAAAGAACUUCUCAUUCGCCGUCGACUUCUCUUUGAACACCCCCUCGACAGACUUGAUUUGGAUUUUCUUAACUUGGUCCCUAUCUCGAGGGAAGAUAUAUCCCGAAGACUGGCUGAUGACAGUACGAGGCUCAUGGCUUACGGUCCUUUCAAUGUGCUUCGCGAACAGCAGUAUCACAGGACUAACUGGGAGAUGAACUUCGAUGGCUCAACUAUACAGUCUACCUUGGAUGUAUUAGAAAAUGACUGUAGGAAGAGGAGGAUGGCAGAGUUGGAACGAUGCCUGUAUUUUGAGUCCAAGCGGCACGGUCGCCGUCCUGUAUACGGCAGUACUCUCAUUGAGUUCCUCACGGCAGACAGUAAACAGCGGCCGACGUGCAAUGGUCCGUUGCGGAAGCGGUCACUGGCAGACUGGCUGUCCAGUCGGUCAUCUGUUCUUGCCUCGAUGAUUUUGUCUAUCAAGGAACGUUCGCAUGUAAUGGAUGGUUAUGUCCAGCGAUUUGCUUGUGUCACUCCAGCUGUGGUCGCCGCUGGAAUCACCGAGGCCGCUCUAACUCCUAUCGAGACCCGGCAUUUAACCAAAAGGGAGAGAUUUCCAUCCUACGAUCCGUUUCAUGAAGCUCAAAUGCGGCUUUCCAUCGCGUUUCCGGACAAGAGACUCCUGCAGUAUGACUGCGGUAAACUACAAAGGCUCGACAAAUUACUUCGGGAUCUUAAGGCUGGAGGCCAUCGGGCGCUGAUUUUUACGCAAAUGACUAAGAUGCUCGAUAUCUUAGAGCAGUUCCUCAACAUUCAUGGGCAUCGAUACCUCCGAUUAGACGGUACCACCAAAGUCGAGCAGCGCCAGAUUCUUACAGACAGGUUCAACAAUGACAGCCGCAUUCUUGCCUUCAUUCUGUCCAGUCGAUCUGGCGGAUUGGGUAUCAACCUGACAGGUGCUGACACUGUGAUUUUCUACGAUCUCGACUGGAAUCCGGCAAUGGACAAACAGUGUCAGGAUCGGUGUCACCGUAUUGGGCAAACGCGCGAUGUUCACAUCUACCGUUUCGUCUCCGAAUAUACCAUUGAAUCCAACAUCCUCCGUAAGGCGAACCAGAAGAGGAUGCUAGACGAUGUCGUCAUCCAAGAGGGCGAGUUCACCACAGAUUACUUUGCCAAGCUGGAUGUUCGCGAGGUGAUUGGUAAUGAGGAGAUGCCGGAGAACCAGGAUGAGGCCAGUGCGGCAAUGGACCGUGUCCUCGAGAACCGAGUCUCCAGCAGUUCUCGCGUAUUCGAACAGGCAGAAGAUAAGGAAGAUAUUGACGCAGCAAAGAAUGCCCAAAAGGAGCUGGAGCAUGCAGAUGACGGUGACUUUGAAGACCGAAGUGCCUCUCAAAAUACUCCCGCUCAAACACCUGCCCAGACCCAGGUUGGAACCCCAUUAGCCGCCGGCGAUGAACUUGGAAAUCAUGGACCUGGUGUGGACGAAUUUGUGGAUGCUGAGCCACAAACUGCUCACAUCGAUGAUUACCUCUUACGGUUUAUGGAAUGGAACUUGAAGGACGAACCGCUCGUUCUACCCCCGGACAAGGGUAAGAAGAAGUCUAAGAAGGGCAAGGAGCAUCGUCUUCGCAAAAGACGCCGUUAA
This is a messenger RNA of Aspergillus oryzae RIB40, 4773 nucleotides long. It is a transcript of the gene swr1, whose product is annotated as putative SNF2 family helicase/ATPase (Swr1). Bases 1 to 4773 code for a protein of 1590 amino acids. Gene Ontology annotation, cellular component: Swr1 complex. The transcript is spliced from 2 exons. The record is from RefSeq and is a predicted model, not a curated record. Lineage: Eukaryota; Fungi; Ascomycota; Eurotiomycetes; Eurotiales; Aspergillaceae. Gene Ontology annotation, molecular function: ATP binding; ATP hydrolysis activity; histone binding.